AUGAUGAUGCAUGGUGUUAUAGAGUUUCUUGAAGAUAUUUGUGAAUUCAGAGGAAUCAUGUUUGACUAUGGAGCGGAUGUGGCAAGUGGACGACAGGAGUUUAGCCAGGAGAUGCUGCAGAGCAAGAUCAGAAUCAGCCAUUUAUUGAAUGUAUCUGAAAGAGCACCGAGAUCAAAGCAUGAUUGGUGA
This is a messenger RNA of Ordospora pajunii, 189 nucleotides long. RefSeq lists its product as uncharacterized. NCBI's taxonomy places the organism in Eukaryota, Fungi, Microsporidia, Ordosporidae. The record is from RefSeq and is a predicted model, not a curated record. Bases 1 to 189 code for a protein of 62 amino acids. The transcript has a single exon.